Messenger RNA from Cylicostephanus goldi, 309 nucleotides. NCBI's taxonomy places the organism in Eukaryota, Metazoa, Nematoda, Chromadorea, Rhabditida, Strongylidae. The record is from the annotation of a GenBank genome assembly.
AUGGUGUCCUCUACUGAGUUAACGCCUAUAGAGAAAGCUAAGCGGCAGGCUGCCUACGCAUGUGCGGAAAAGAAUGUCAGUAGCGGCUGUCGCCUUGGUGUUGGAUCUGGUUCCACUGUUAAGUAUCUCGUGGAAUAUCUCGAAUCAGCAGUAAAAUCGGGAAAAUUGCAAAAUAUUGUUUGUGUACCGACCAGCUUUUUGACAAAACGAUGGUUGUUGGAUGCUGGUCUAACGGUCACAGAUCUGGAUAGUACACCUGAACUUGACGUCUGUAUUGAUGGUGCUGAUGAGGUACAGUUUACCUUAUAG